Diorhabda carinulata is the source of this 714-nucleotide messenger RNA. RefSeq names its product cytochrome c oxidase subunit 4 isoform 1, mitochondrial-like. The coding region runs from base 56 to 640 and encodes 194 amino acids. The record is from RefSeq and is a predicted model, not a curated record. NCBI's taxonomy places the organism in Eukaryota, Metazoa, Arthropoda, Insecta, Coleoptera, Chrysomelidae. The transcript is spliced from 2 exons. Gene Ontology annotation, biological process: mitochondrial electron transport, cytochrome c to oxygen.
UUUAGUGUCAAAUACGUUUGUUGAUAAAAAAAUAGCUCUAUAUCGAAUAUUUGAAAUGGCAUUUUUGAAAGUUUCUCCCAUAUUUUUUCACAUUAGAAGAAACAUGGGCUACAUGCAAAAUCGGUCGAAGUACUGGUUAGAAAGAAUAGGAAAUCGAGAAAUGUUAUGCUACGGAAUGAAUGGUCAACCUAUGUAUAUAGACAGCGUUCAUUUUCCAUUUCCUGCGUUGAGAUACAAAGAAAUGACUUCGGAUUUACAAGCUUUAUUUCAAAAACAGAAUGGAGAUUGGAAACAUCUAACUAAACAGGAUAAAAAAGCGUUAUAUAGAGCAAAUUACUGCCAAACUUUCGCAGAGUUCACAGCUCCCGCGAGCGGUGAAUGGAUGGGAGUUGUUGGGAUCGGAUUAAUUCUGUGUUCACUAGCAGCCUGGAUUUAUAUUUUUGAACGCCUCUUUUUCGACGAUCCCUUACCUGACACAUUUACCCCUAGACUCAACAGAGCUCAGUUGAGAAGAAGAAUAGACAUGCAGGAGGAUCCCAUAAGAGGCUUAACGUCAAACUGGGAUUACGAGAAAAUGGAUUGGAAGGUGAAAACUUGGCUCACACCGGAUAAUCCUUUUGUUAAAUGUCCUGAGGAUUAAUACAAAUAAAAUAUGUUGCAGAUAACAAUUAAAUGUUCUGAGGAUUAAACCGAAUAAAAUAUUUUUCCAGGUAA